This is a messenger RNA of Tetranychus urticae (two-spotted spider mite), 920 nucleotides long. RefSeq names its product uridine 5'-monophosphate synthase. Lineage: Eukaryota; Metazoa; Arthropoda; Arachnida; Trombidiformes; Tetranychidae. Gene Ontology annotation, biological process: 'de novo' UMP biosynthetic process; 'de novo' pyrimidine nucleobase biosynthetic process. Gene Ontology annotation, molecular function: orotate phosphoribosyltransferase activity; orotidine-5'-phosphate decarboxylase activity. The record is from RefSeq and is a predicted model, not a curated record.
UACAGUGCACAUUGCUUUUCAGGUUAUCUUAUGCCUAGUAUAUUGUCAUUUAUUUUUAGUUAAUUUGUGUUUGUUUUAUUUCUUUAAAGUCUUUAAAUUAAAUUGUGGCUCAAGUUUUUCUCAGAAUGGAAAGAAUGUCUCGAACUGUGAAUCCCAUCAACAAAGUUUUAUUCGAAAUGAUGGAGCGAAAGAAAACAAAUUUAUGUUUAGCUGUCGAUCUAACUAAAUCAAGCGAGAUUAUUGAUAUUGUUGAUAAAAUGGGCCCUCAUGUGGUAAUCAUCAAGAUUCAUGUAGAUAUAAUUGAAGACUUUGACCGUGAAUUCAUUGAAAAAAUGGUGACUUUGAAAAAAAAGCACGAUUUUUUAAUAUUUGAAGACAGGAAAUUCGCCGAUAUUGGAGCUACAGUUUUGAAGCAAUAUGUUGGUGGAAUAUUUCGUAUUCAAGAUUGGGCAGAUUUAGUAACAUUGCAUGUGAUUACUGGGACAACUACGAUUGAAGCUCUCAUGAAGGGUUGGACAAGCUCAGAGCCUCGAGGUGUUCUAUUGAUUGCUCAGAUGAGCCAUAAAGGUAGCUUAUUGCAUGAAGAUGGGGUGAAGAUGGCUGGUCAAAUCGCUCAACAAUACCCUACUUUUGUUUCUGGAUUCAUCAGCCAAGCAAAAGUCUCGAAUGAUCCGGGUUUCAUUCAGUUUACUCCGGGUGUGAAUAUUGGUUCAACUGGUGACGGUAUGGGCCAGCAAUAUGUCACACCAGAAGAAGCCGUAAUCAAAAGAAAUGCUGACAUAAUCAUCGUUGGUCGUGGUGUGCUACAAGCAGAAGAUCCUGUAAAAAUGUUGCUAGAAUUCAAAACCCGUGCAUACAGCUGUUAUGCCAUGAAAAAUAAAGAAAAUUAGACUUCAUUAAAGUUUAAAUAGCAUCGGAAA